AUGACAGUCCACAACUCGAACGGCCACACCAACGGCGGCGGCAGCAACACGGCCCUCCACGUCGUCAUCGUCGGCGCCGGCCUCGGCGGACUCUCUGCCGCCAUCUCCUGCUCGCUAGCGGGACAUAAGGUGACCGUCCUCGAACAGGCAGCCAAACUCGGCGAGGUCGGCGCUGGCAUCCAGCUCACGCCCAACGUCACGCGCCUUCUCCGCAGCUGGGGCGUGUACGACGAGCUGCGUGCCUCAGCUGUCGAGCCACAUAACAUCUGGUUCCGGCGCUGGCAGACAGGCGAGGCCAUCGGAGUCACACACCUCGUACCCAACUUUGCAGCCGACUUUGGUGCACCGUACUGGGUUGUGCACCGCGCCCACCUGCACGAGGCGCUUGUCGAGCGGGCGCAUGCGCUGGGCGCGACAAUCCAUGUCAAGUCGCGCAUUGAGAGUAUUGACUUUGACGUGCCGUCCGUCACGACCACGAGUGGACUUGUUGUGUAUGGCGACCUGAUUCUUGGCUGCGACGGUCUCAAGAGCGUUACCCGCCGCUUCUUUCUGAACGGCAACGACUCGGGACCGAAGGAGACUCAGUUCUGCGCUUACCGCUCCACGGUGCCCAUGGACGCCUUGCUUGGCGACCCAGAGCUGCGACCGCUCGUCGAGAAACCCGACCUCCAUCUCUGGAUCGGCCCCGAGCGACAUGUCAUGAGCUACCCUAUCAGCGGCGGCAAGACUUUUAACAUGGUGCUGAGCCACCCGCACGAGGGCCCAAUCGACCCGACUGCGACACAAGAACAGCUCAUCGGUGAGAUGCGCAACAACUACGAGGGUUGGGACCCCAAGCUCACAAAGAUCAUCAGCCUCAUCGACAAGACCAACAAGUGGAAGCUUAUGGGGUAUGAGCGUCUCAAGAGCUGGGUGCACCCCAAAGGAACAUAUGUCAUCCUCGGCGAUGCGUGCCAUGCAAUGCUGCCGUAUAUGUCUCAAGGAGCGGCGAUGGCCAUGGAGGAUGCAGCGGCGCUCGGCCGUGUCCUCGCCCGUGCCAGUAGCCCCAAGGACUUGCCGACCCUCACCAAACUGUUCGCCGAGAUUCGGAUGGACCGCGCAUACGAGGUACAGGCGCGCAGUGCGCUGAACGGGCGUAUUUGGCAUUAUCCCGACGGCGAGGACCAAGUCGCCCGCGAUGCGGGCAUGGCGGCGACACUCACAGGAGAGCACUAUAUCCGGAGUACGAACCAGUGGAGCGACCCAUCUACGCAGCUCUGGCUGUACAACCACGACGCGGAGGGACAUACCGACCUGUUCCUCGACACGCAUCUGGGCACAAAGGGCGGGACCAAGUCGGGCGUGCGGGAGAUGCGCGAGAAGGGACUGCUGGCGUAG
Messenger RNA from Cutaneotrichosporon cavernicola, 1377 nucleotides. RefSeq lists its product as uncharacterized. NCBI's taxonomy places the organism in Eukaryota, Fungi, Basidiomycota, Tremellomycetes, Trichosporonales, Trichosporonaceae. The transcript is spliced from 5 exons. The record is from RefSeq and is a predicted model, not a curated record. The coding region runs from base 1 to 1377 and encodes 458 amino acids. Gene Ontology annotation, molecular function: FAD binding; monooxygenase activity.